UUAUUGUGUUGGCACCCCUGUAGGAGAUUGUCAAAAAUCAACAUGAUUCUCUGCGAAAAUUUGUGAAUUUUAUCUCAUUCGAACACGAAGCCUAAGAAAAGACCCUAACUGCACUUUGGUAAUUUCCUGUAUCGCUGCACAUUCAUAUUCUUACAAAUUGUAACAAGGGCUUGAAACGUAGAAAUUUGUGUCGUGGUAAUUUUUAUCAGUGAAUUAUCGUGGUGACGUUUCGCGUUUUGUGUAGGCGAUUUUUAUUAUUGUUAUCUCAGUAAUAUAUUUUUUAAUGAAAGUAACAAAAUAAAUGCAGAAGAUUUGUCCAAGAACGAUGUAUUUAACGAGUUCAUUAUGCAUAUUAUUAUUGUGGCAUGUGACAAACAUUGAAGCCUUUUAUUUACCUGGCCUGGCGCCUGUAAAUUAUUGUCAAAAAGGUUAUUCAGACACGUGUAAAGCUGAAGUACUACUAUAUGUAAACAGACUGAACACUGAGGAGUCGGUAAUUCCCUAUGAGUACAAUUACUUUGACUUCUGUCAACCUGACGCUGAUAGGAAAUCUCCAGUGGAAAACUUGGGACAAGUAGUGUUUGGCGAACGGAUUCGUCCUUCACCCUAUAUACUCGAAUUUAUGAAAAAUAUUAGUUGUAAAGAGGUUUGUAAAAAAGAGUACUCUGGGAAUGAUCCAUCAGCGAACCGUCGUCUAAGUAUUUUAAGGAAAGGCAUUACAUUAAAUUAUAAACAUCACUGGAUUGUUGAUAAUAUGCCUGUAACUAGCUGCUAUGAGACUGAGGAUAGUAAACAGUAUUGCACCACAGGAUUUCAAAUGGGGUGUUUUGCAAGAGAUGGAAGAGAUACCUGCUUGAGAAGUCCUGACAGACAGAAUGCUUAUUACAUUUAUAAUCAUGUGGACUUGACAAUUACAUAUCAUUCAGGAGAACAAGAGGAAUGGGGCAAUAAGUUCAAAAGUAAUGGAGGCAGAAUCAUCUCCGUUAAAGUUGUUCCCAGGAGCAUUUAUCAUAAGGACGAAAGAAACCUGGACUGCUCGCCGCAAAAUACGAAAACAUUAGAAUUGAAAACAUCACUCAAGUCUGAUGAAAAAUACGAAAUAAUAUACACCUACGCCGUUACUUUUGUUCAAAAUAAUGCCGUUAAGUGGUCAUCCAGGUGGGAUUACAUUUUGGAAUCAAUGCCACACACCAACAUUCAGUGGUUCAGCAUUUUAAACUCGCUAGUUAUCGUUUUGUUUUUGUCGGGAAUGGUUGCCAUGAUUAUGUUGCGGACCCUUCACAAAGACAUCGCCAGGUACAACCAAAUCGACAGCGGAGAGGAUGCACAGGCAAAAUUCGGUUGGAAACUUGUCCAUGGAGAUGUCUUCAGGCCGCCUAGAAAAGGAAUGUUACUUUCAGUUUUGCUGGGUUCAGGCGUCCAAGUAUUUUUCAUGACUUUGGUAACUUUAGCGUUUGCUUGCCUUGGCUUUUUAAGUCCUGCAAAUCGAGGGGCUUUGAUGACGUGCGCCAUGGUACUUUACGUUCUGCUUGGUUCGCCAGCUGGUUACGUCUCGGCAAGGAUAUACAAGAGUUUUGGAGGCGAGAAGUGGAAGUCUAACGUUCUGUUGACUUCAAUGUUAUCUCCCGGGAUUGUUUUUGGAUUGUUUUUCGUGAUGAAUUUAGUAUUGUGGAGUAAAGGAAGCUCCGCAGCUGUGCCUUUCAGCACUUUGGUAGGCCUACUUGCCUUGUGGUUAUUGGUUUCGGUGCCUCUGACGUUUGUGGGGGCAUUCUUUGGCUUUCGAAAAAGGGCUCUUGAGCACCCCGUGAGGACGAAUCAGAUUCCACGGCUAAUUCCAGAACAGUCCAUCUACACUCAACCGGUUCCCGGAAUAGUGAUGGGUGGCGUUUUACCCUUCGGUUGUAUUUUUAUUCAGCUUUUCUUCAUUUUGAAUUCGAUUUGGUCUUCACAGAUGUAUUAUAUGUUCGGUUUUCUCUUUUUAGUUUUCAUAAUUUUAGUGAUAACUUGUGCAGAGACGACAAUUCUUUUGUGUUACUUUCAUUUGUGCGCAGAAGAUUACCACUGGUGGUGGCGGUCGUAUCUGACAUCAGGGUUUACAGCAGUUUAUUUGUUUUUGUACUGCUGUCACUAUUUCUUCACAAAACUGCAGAUCGAGGAUGCGGCAUCUGCAUUUCUUUAUUUUGGUUACACGUUGAUUAUGGUAUUUUUGUUUAAUUUGUUAACAGGAACGAUUGGAUUUUUUGCUUGUUUCUGGUUUAUUAGAAAAAUUUAUAGUGUGGUUAAAGUUGACUGAAGUGGUACUUUUAUUUUAUUGUGAUUUUUACCAACAUAAUUGUAACGUAUUUAUUUUUCGUUAAGUUCCCAUUUCUGAAUUAUUUCAGCACAGUCUAGCAAAUGAAAUAUUUUUCAUGAAAAUAAUAAAAUCGAUAAUAAAUGAAGAUUAACUCACGUCUAAAUCUUGUGAUGUAUUAAUUUUCUGUACGCAAUUGUAAUAUAAUAAAUAGAAAUAAAUUUUAUUGUAUAA
Molecule: messenger RNA, 2524 nt
Organism: Zophobas morio
Lineage: Eukaryota; Metazoa; Arthropoda; Insecta; Coleoptera; Tenebrionidae
Gene: TM9SF2
Product: transmembrane 9 superfamily member 2
Exons: 5
Coding region: 302-2293 (663 amino acids)
Biological process (GO): protein localization to membrane
Cellular component (GO): membrane
Source: RefSeq, a predicted model, not a curated record